Molecule: messenger RNA, 8493 nt
Organism: Moneuplotes crassus
Lineage: Eukaryota; Ciliophora; Spirotrichea; Euplotida; Euplotidae
Source: the annotation of a GenBank genome assembly
AUGAGGUUGUUACUAUUACUCCUAAGUCUGUGCUGGAGUGCAGUCUGGGCGACUGAGAGAGCUAAUUUGGAAGAAGACAAGAAAGAUGAAUGACAAGGGAAAUUUUGUGAUUUUGAGACACAUAAAUAGAGAACUUACAACUCCAGCUUAUUAUUUCCCUCUUGUGCUUGAAAAUGCAGGAGAUACAGAGAUAAAAUCGAUAAUUGAUGUUUCAGGUGACAUAAUUGUGUGUGGGCUCAUGAACGGAGGGUACAAUAAUUACUCUGGAAAUGUAUUUGCACUCAAAAUGGAUCCCAAUGGAAAAAUUACAGCUUUCAAAAUAUAUGGAUAUCUUACUUAUACAGCAAUCAACGUGCAAUGACAUCCAGAUCCGGCUGGCUUUGUGAUGAUUUUUGCUGGAACUUUACAGACAGUCAAAAAUUAUGUUGACAGCAAUCUUACAGUUACUGUUUCAAUGGUUCAAGCAUUAGCUGCAAAUUACUACCUCGUCACCUCUCAUUAUGAUUCUAAUGGGCUCGCAUUUUAUCACACUAAUGAUACUGAUUUCUUAUUCUCAUGUCAUGAGCUUAUCACAGACACUGGUGGUAAAUAUCUCAACUUGUCCCAAUCAGGCCAGGUAUUCAAGCACUCUGAUCACGUGGUUGGUCACAUUGACUAUCACAUUGGAAUGGUUACUUAUGGAUCAGCAGGUUCUACAGAACUUUUGUUAUACAAGAUGAAAACCGCAGAUUGUAGCGAUAUCACUUGGAAAAUAUUAUCUACAACACUUACUAACAUUGUCCAAGACAUGGAUCAACUACAUAUCGAAAAGACUGCUUAUGGGAAUCUUCUUACAGUGUUAAUGAAUGCAGAUUCUACUUCAGAUCAACAAUUUAUAUUCUGGGAUAUAGACACACUAACUUUCUCACAUUCCUUCUAUUAUACUCCUCCUUUCUUUGCUACAUCCAUAAACACAAUAUAUACUGGGUCUGAAUAUAGAGUUAUUGUAAUCGGUAUGAGUUCCUCCAAGCAUCACUUGGUAUCUAUGAUCUAUGACCCUGCUGUCCCUUCUCUAACAAUGUCUGCAUAUAAAACUCUAACAGGAACAACUGUGUAUACAAAUUCGAUCCUUGCAAUCUUCAAUGGGGCCCAUUACGGUGUUUUGACUGCGAAUCAUUUCGGUUCUGGUAACAAUACUAGUUAUAAAAACCCUGCGAUCAUCAAAUUUGGGAAUGAUCUCACAAUGGUUGACGGAUGCUAUGAGUGGGUCACUGAGACAACAGUAACUCUUAAUGUUGGGCCAGCUUUAACAGUUACAGACGAAGCUCAUCCAACUAUUAACAAUCCACUUCUCUCAUACAGCAAUUCAAUUGGCUCUCUUAAUACUUAUGAUAAAUUCGAAACCUUCCCAUUCUAUUUCAAAGCAGAUGGGUCCAGAACAGACAGCUCUUCAGCCACUUGUGCUCUUGAGAUGCCAGCUAUAGAUACUACAUUCACUCACUUGACAGAGUAUUGGGGCUCUGACAGCUCUAUUGUGUGGAAUGUCACUGCCACAAGUCCUUCUAAUGUACCCUAUACUAUAACAGUCUUUGUGGACAAUGACAAUGUGACUCUUCCUUCUAUGUUCACAAUUGAUGACACCAACAUAUCUCCUUACGGGUUUAUUCUGCUGAAUAUGGACUUCACCUUGAUGCCUAUGACUGACUUAAACACUACUUAUGAGAUAACUCUGAAACCCCUGGUCUGGGACCUUAGCUCGACUGAGACAACAAAUCAUAGCGUAAACAUUACAGUCGUUCCAGAACCUCUCAUUACUGGAGGUGUUUUCAAUUCAAAUGAGAAAAUCUACCAAAACUGGUAUUCCAAUUUAGAAUAUCAAAGUAAAAGGGAAAUCGAUGGAACACCUUCAGGUGUAACUGUUGAGUGAAGAUUAAAAUCAAACGACUCAUUGGUAGAUUACGCAAAAAUUUCUGAUGACUUCACUAAAUUACUCACUAACCAAAAUGAUAUUUCAUUUAUUGGUCAAAAGAUAGAAUAUUAUGUAAAAAUAUAUCAUACUCUUGCAGAAGUGAGGACUUAUGAUUUCAAUAUAACUUAUUCUGCUAAUAAUCCUCCAGUUUUCUCCACAUCAAUGACAAAUCCAGCUAUUCCAUGAGAAACUAAUAUUAAUGUGACUUUACCAGACGUUGAUGACGAAGGUGAUCAGAUAGUAUUCAGUAUUACAAGUCUCCCUGGCUCAUUACCAGAUUUUACAAAAGAGUUCUUUGUCGAAACUCCUAAUCUUAUGAAUAUCGCAGGAAUUUCAUGAGAUUAUACAGGAACCCACAUUGGUUUGAAACUCAAAGUUAAAGAUUUUGCUACUACAGUAGAAUUAUCAAACGAAAUCACUUUUAAUAUGACUAUAAACCCUAGGCCAGUGUCUAAUUAUUCCUGGACAGAUCAAACCAAAGUUGUGUAUGCUUCACAAGGAAGUUUUGGCUCAUCAUCAUAUUGAUUCACCCAUAAAUUCAACGAUCCAAUGACAGUGAAUUUUACAGUAGAUCCAGCACCUCCAGGUCCAAUGCUAUCUUUAGAUACAAAUGGAAAAUGAGAGUUCUCUUUUCUUUCAAUUAAUCAAUCUUAUGCUCAGGUCUACAAUGUGACUGUGCAUGCUUAUGAUUCUUAUUCAACAGCAGCUGUACACACAACUGAGAAUUUUACUCUCACACUAAUAGCUAAUUUAAAUCCCUCUUUAGUCACUGCUAUUGGUGCUCAGUCUGUGGUUGCUCAUUUUCCAUUUUCUUAUACAUUCUCUGUAGCAACAUUUACUGAUGGAGAUGGAGAGGCUCUUACAUAUUCAGGCUCUGUGUCUCCUUCAUCUUCCAUAUUCACCCUAAAUCCAACAACUAGAGAGAUCACUGCUUCAACAUCAAACGCAGAUGCUGGAGUUUAUGAUUAUACAAUUGCAGCAAGCGAUGGACAUCCAGACACGACUCCUGCAACAUCAACUUUUCAAAUUACAGUAUCCAUAAACCCAGGGCCUGCUGUUAAUGAAACGAUUCCUGCUUUUAAUUUUGUAGAAGGAAGAUCAAAUGCAUUUGUUCACACUGCAGAUGCAUUUAGUGAACCAGAUUCCGAAAGCAUCACACUUAGUGGUGCUUUUACACCAUCUGGAUCAUUCUUAAGUUACGACAGCUCUACUCGAACAAUUUCUGGCACUCCAAGCCCUUCAGAUAUCGGCAAUAGUCACUCUCUCACAAUAACAGCAAAAGAUCCUUGGACAGACACAUCUACUGCAACACAAACUGUAUCAAUUACGAUUGAAGGUAGUUUGCCUCCAGUAUUCUCAGGAACACCUGCAAAGAAGACUUAUCUCGCUCAUCUCCCUCUCUUAAUAUCUUUGGACACGACUCAAUUUAGUGACCCUAACAAUGAUACAAUUCAUUAUGAUUUAAGCCACAAUGUCACAGGUUCUUGGGUUUCAAUCAACAAUCCAUUGGGAAGACUAGAGGGAACUCCCACGAAUUCAGACAUUGGCAAUUUCUCGGUCAAUUACAGAGCAUAUGAUGAUUUCGCGAAAGAUUCUAAUACAGCCAUGGAGUUUGAAAUUUUGUUCAACAAUCCCCCUCAGUUUGACGGAGGAAAUUAUGCCUAUGAUGUGUUUGCUUUAGUCCCGUUUGAGGUCAACCUUACAGACAUGUUCAGUGAAAUAGAUGGAGAAGACCUCACUUGGACCUUAUUUGAUAAAGGAGGUAAUCUUACCUGGCUUACAGCUGAUGACUCAACUGAUAAAUUGAUUGGUACUCCCACACAAAUUUCUGGAUCUUACAAUGAGUCGGUAAGGAUUGUCGCAAGUGAUCCGGCUUCAUUUACUGUUGAAGCCAUUAUCUAUAUCAAAGUGAAAGAAAACGCUCCUCCUUAUUUGACAAAGCCUGCUCUUAGCGAAUUCAACUGAUAUGAAGGAGUGAGCUGAUCAGUAGACUUUGACCAGUGGGCAGUAGAUGAUGCAGGAGAGAAUGUACUAUACUGGACUGCUGAAUUUAGUCCAGUAUUGUCAUCUUUAACUCUUGAUGGCACUACUGGAGUUCUCUCUGGAGUCCCUCUUGUGACAGAAAUUCACUCUUAUUAUACUCUUACAUUUAUUGUGAGCGAUUCCCAUCGUGCUAUCAAUGGAGAAAAUAGCUAUGAUUAUAAAGUCUAUAUACUACCGAAUAGAUCUCCAUACGCUAAUUCUACCAUUUCAGAUAUUGUAACUGCUGCUGGCUUGCCAAUUAGCUCUAAUUUUGCAGCAGAUUUAUUUGUUGAUGAUGAUGGAGAGCCAAUCUCGUAUUCACAUUCAGUAAUUUCGACUCCCUCUUCUACUUGGAUAAAUUACGAUGCAACCACAAGGACUUUAAGUGGAACUGCUCCUGUUAAUGCUGGAGUUGGAACGUACACUGUUACUGUGAUUGCUGAUGAUAACAACACAAACUCUGCAUCAGGGGAACUAAAUUUUACAAUUUCAGUUACACCGAAUCUAAUUCCAGAAAUUUUGAAUCCUGCUGUAGAUCCUUCUUGAAUAGUUGCUCAUUACUCUCUUAAUUACUCAGUUUUUAAAUCAUCAUACAAUGAUCCUGAAGGCCAAGGUAUAAUCUACUCUUUCAUCGUAAAUGACACUACCAAGGGGGCUUGGCUUUCAAUGAGUGAAAAUGCAACUCAUCUUCACUUUACUGGAACCCCAGAUAAUAGCCAGUUUGGGAACAUUAUUAUGACAAUCAAAGCUGAAGAUAUAAAUUCUGGUCUUGGAUUUGCAGAGGAUAAUGUUACUAUUUGAGUCAAUCAAAACCAAGCUGCUUAUCUAGUAGGAAGUCCAGUUGCUCCUCCAAACGGAUAUAUUGGAGUUCUGUGGACAUAUGAAUUUGACCUUAGUUGGAUCGGUGAUCCAGAAAGCGAUGUUUUGAUUCACCAGUGUUCAAUAAACCCUGAUCAUGGAUGGAUGAGUUGCUCGACUAAUUCAACUCAUCUUGUAGCAACUGGCACUCCUCUUACUAAUACACAUGCUGUAGAGUAUGAACUGAGCAUUAUAAAUAUUCAUGCACAUUCAGAUAUAGCAAACUAUACUUGGGCAGCUAAUUUUACAAUUGCUGGAAACAACCCUCCAACUAUUUCAGCAGUUACCAACAAGCAGAUGAUGGCUCCAGAUGGAAUGACCUGGACUUUUGGAGCAUCUAUAGCAAACGAUCCAGAAGCUUUACCAUUAACAAACACUAUUAAAGUUAAUGGCAGUUCUUCCAUUCCAUCUUGGAUCAUGUUUGAAGGGUCAGACUUUACUUUUACAAUUGUGUCAACAUCAAAUUCUAUUGUUGGAGUUCAUACAGUCACUCUUUCAACCAGUGAUGGUUUCAACGCUCCAGCCACAACAGAUUUCACAAUUACUAUUGAUGAGAAUUUGGGACCAACAAGUCUUGGAGUUGUUAUUCCUGACAAAGAAAUGCUUGUUUUAUCGUCGUUCAAUAUCGAGUUCCCAGUUGUAGAAACAUUUUUCACAGAUCCAGAUGGAAGGCCGAUGACUUCUAAUAUCAGGUUUGCUACAGGUGUAGCAUUGCCUCCACACAUUCAAUACAACCCUGCUAAUAAUACACUUUAUGGUUCUUUGUCUGGUUCGGAUGUAGGGAAUUGGAAUCUUGUUUAUGUUGGAAUGGAUGAUCAUCCAUCUGAAGGCACAAUUCCUUUUAGACUCAUCAUAAAACCAUGCUAUUAUACCUGAUCAACAUGCAUGGGAGAUGAGUAUAACCAGUGCACUGAUUGUUUAAAUGGGUAUUACCUAGAGAAUAAUCAAUGUACCUCUUAUUGUUCAGAUGGAACUUGGAAAAAUCUGCUAGCCAAGACCUGUGAAACUUGCCACUCAUAUUGAUCAAAAUGUAAAGAUGGAACAAAUACUAACUGCCAAGAAUGAUCGGACGGCCAUUUUUAUUUAAAUGAUACAUGCUACCUAUCAUGACCUGAUGGUUAUGCAAAAGAUGCUGCUAGUGGAAAUUGAGUAAAAUGUCAUUCAACUUGUGCCAAGUGAACUGGGCCUAGCUCUAAUGAAUGAACUGAAUGAGACUCAUCACAACUCUACAUUUUAACAGGAACCAGAUGAAGUAAAGCUACUUGAGUAGAAGGAUAUUAUCUAGACAAGACUGAUCUUCAUUGAUAUGAAUGAGAUCAAGGCUGUGAUGUAUGAGAAUAUCCAGAUGUUCACACAUGAGUAUCUUGCAACAAAAAUUACAGAAUGACAACUCCAGGUAUUUGAGCUUACUGUAAUACAGUUACUGGAUUUGCAAUCAAUGACUUUGGAAUUUGAACAGAGAUAUGAGGAGAUGGUCUUUACAAAGGAGAAUAUGAAUGAGAUGAUGGUGACCUCAUAAAUGGCAAUGGCUGAUCUAACAAAUGUGAAAUAGAAAUUGGGUAUAAAUGCAACCAAACAGUUUGAAGUGAAAUUGUCAGCCCGACUGCUAUUAUCUCAUCUAUUAGUGUUGAAAAUACUUGCACAAUUAAGUUUAGUGAGACUGUCAAGUUUAGUAGUUAUGAUCAUUUUGAAACUAACUUAAAGGCUAAAAUAGAAGGAGCAGAAUCUGAAUAUGAGUUUGAAUACAAAAUAAAGGAUGCCGAUACUCUUAAAACUGCUUCUAACUUCACUUCGUUUCAAGUUGAAGUUUAUGACAUCAAAGCAAGGAUCCAAGGAAGAGGAACUGAAAUAAUUCAGUUUUGGUUUGAAGAUCUUUCAGCUGUAAAAGAUAUUGCCGACAACAACUUAGCUGAAGGAAAAAUAAUUGGAAACCUGAAUCCUGUAGAUUAUAUCCCUAAGAGUGAAAAAGAAGGAGCUGAGUCUAGUGGAAACAGCAUGAAGUUUACCAUAUUGACAGUUUUCUCUUUUAAUUUAGGGCUCAAGUUAUUGAUAUCAACAUCUGCUACUACGAUGUGGACAUUGAUCCAUGCACUGCAAGUAUUCAGAUAUAUUCUCAUGAUCAAUGUCCAAAUGCCUAAAAUAGUUGAUAUUCUAAUGAACUACAUGGCCGUAGUGGUAGGAGAGAUUGAUGAAAUGGAAGAUAUGAUGCCUGAUUGGUUUACCACCUACGUUAUAGACUCUAAAGAACUUUCAACAAAUGUUACAUUAUAUUCAAGAUUUGAGGCAAAUGGAUAUGAAACACCUUUCCUAGCAAUCCUAUUCAGCAAGCAAAUGAUAAUAUUGGUUGUACCAUUUAUAAUAUCGUUCCCUUUGAUCUAUAUUGGCGCAAAACUUAUAAAAUGAAAAUACAUUACUAAUAAAUCAGCAGAGCUUUGGGAGAGUUUCUUCUGGAAUGCUCCAGUGAGAACUUUUACAGAGCUUUAUAUAGAGAUUUCACUUGCUUUCUUCUUGAACUCACUAAAUACUCAAUUUUCAACAACAAGUAGUAAAAUUUGCACAUUAAUUAUGUAUGCAGUUGGAAUAUUUGUGCUCUGCUGGCCAUUCUUGAUUCUGAAUAUCCUCUCGAAGCCUCCCAAACUUCUCAAGCGAGCAACUUUUGAUUCAAAGUUUGGGACCCUUACUGAAGGCUUCCAUCUCGGUAGAACACUCUACCACAGAAGCUAUUACAUUCUAUUUUUAUUCCAAAGGCUUGUUAUCACUGGUAUCUUAGUAAUAUUCUAUGAGACAACAUUUCUGCAGAUAUUAUUAUGCUUCGGGAUCCAGCUAAUGUUGACCUACUUCUUGAUGCGUAUUCGGCCGUUCAAAUCAGAGCUACAGCAAGUGAUUUGAGUCUCAGACGAAUUUGCUAUUGUCUUUAGUAUCAUCAUCCUGUUUUGCCUAUAUCGGUACCAACAAGAUUAUGACAAUAGUAGGAAAAUCGCCUUUUUAUUAGUCGGAGUUAUAGCACUUAGCAUUUUGAAGAAUCUGUCCGUCAUAAUAUACACAGUGAUUAAGAGCUCUUAUGGAAGACUAAAGCAGUAUAUCCAUAAGAAGGUGAGGCACAAUAAAAAUAGAAAGAAAAGAAUCAGGAAAGAAAGGAAGGAAAACCAAGAGAAAGAGCUAAAGAAAAGAGAAGAAGAAAUUCUAAUUGAAGAGUAUAAAAAUCUUCAUAAAGAUAAUAAAAAAGAGAUGAGUGAGCCAAUUGAUCCUUCUGUUAUUAUAAGCAUUCCUGAAACAAUGAAUUCUCCUGAGAAAAAUUUAAACCCAAUAAAGCAUAAAAGGGCCCCUCAUGACAAAAAUACAAUAUCUCAGCGAAAUCUGACUAGAUCAAUUGGUUCUAAGCCUGGCCAGAAAUCGUCCUCAAUAUCCCCUCCACAUAAAAAUCUAAAAAAGCUACGAAACAAGGAGCCCCCUUCAACCAACCCAGAUCCCUUUACUACCUUCUCUCCCUCCCCCUCAACCUUCAAACCCAAACACAUUAACUCUGUGAAGUUCAAGCCAAGAAUCAGCAAAAGAUUAAGAAAGGCCAACUACAGUUCAAAUAAUUUGACAAGACACCAAUUGGAAAUCAUUCAUGAAGAAAAAUCAGAAUAAUAAAUAUAAUGAAAAAUAGUAUUUAUUAAUUA